AUCGAAGGAUAUCCCUUUUUCAAUUUUAAAAAAAAAAAAAAAAGAAUAUCAACUCUCAGUUCCAAGACUUGUAAAGCCAUGAGUAACCCGCCAAAUAUUGGACAACAGUCUUCUAGCCUUCAGCCCGGCAUCCGACAACAGGAUUUCCCUCUUCAGGGACAAGGCAAGGAUCCUUUUACGGACGAAAUUGACCACGAUGAAGACUUUGACAUGAGCUUUAGUAUAGAUGAGAGAAAUCACCUUGUUGGGCAUGGACACUCCCAUGACCAUAAUCACGAGCAUGACCAUAAUCAUUUUGGCGAUCAUCGUGAGCUUGGACAUAGUCACGACCAUAGCCAUAGUCAUAGCCAUAGCCAUGAUCAUAGCCAUGGACACGAUCAUAAACAGGAACACGAAAGUAGCACGUCAGAAGAGAAUGAUAUCCAUGAAGAAGCAUUACAUUUUCAUAAGAUCAUCAAGGCAUUUUCACAAUAUAAAGCUUCAGCCAUGUAUGCGAACCAUCGAAGACGGACAGAUUUUUAUUCUUUACCAGAGAGACAACAAAAACUUGAAUGACAGAGCCAAGAAUGCAGCGGCACUUCGGAUUCGGCAGCCUGAUAUGGAAAAAGUACAAGGGACGAUUAAGCAGUUUGUGCGCGAUUGGAGCGAAGAGAAAGAGAAGCCAUUUAUGAUCCCAUUAUAGAAGAACUGGA
Molecule: messenger RNA, 692 nt
Organism: Lobosporangium transversale
Lineage: Eukaryota; Fungi; Mortierellomycota; Mortierellomycetes; Mortierellales; Mortierellaceae
Exons: 3
Coding region: 79-555 (158 amino acids)
Source: RefSeq, a predicted model, not a curated record